Octopus bimaculoides (California two-spot octopus) is the source of this 6275-nucleotide messenger RNA. RefSeq lists its product as uncharacterized. The record is from RefSeq and is a predicted model, not a curated record. Gene Ontology annotation, molecular function: nucleic acid binding. Lineage: Eukaryota; Metazoa; Mollusca; Cephalopoda; Octopoda; Octopodidae.
UUUUGGAAUUCGUUUCAUUUGUAGAUUUUUCCCUUUUAAGUAAUUUUCUUUCAGUUUUAUAAGAUUUCUACCACAUAAUGUUUAUAUCUGUAUUCAUAUAUAUAUGUGAGGGUUAAGAAUUGUUAUUCAUUCUUUGUAGGAAAAUAUUGCUAGUUGUUGCUAUGCACCUAGAUGCGUAGACGAGAUGUUUAUAUUAUUUAGUCAAACCAACUUUAUUUUUUACCAAUCAAAUAAAAUUGUUUUUAGACGUUGAAAAACAAACAACUCUUUCUACUACACACAACAGCAAAGAAAUUCAAUUAAUGCAAAAUACGGAAUGUUUUUGUUGUUAUUUAGCCCCAAGUCUUCUCUGAUUGAGCAGAUAUACUAAGACAAUCCAGUUGUGGCCGCCUCAUAUUUUCAUAUAUAUCAAUGACUAUACUGUGUAAUGAAUCUUUUCCCUUUUUAAGAUGGAAGGAUGUGAUUUGAGGAAGAUUUUAUUACUAUUUCUAGCAGAUCGAACGACCACGUAGAGGUUCCAUCGUUAGUUGUCGGUGAAUGCCACAAUCGAUUUCUGCGAGAAAGACAUAUCCGUGUUGCUUCCCUUUUCUUUCUAGUUUUUCCAUAACGAAGGAUGGCUGCCGAUCAUGCGGAGCACGACUCCGAAGCGUCCACCAAUUAGACGGCUUAGUAUAUGCUUCGUGUUUCCUUUCCUUGCCAUAUUUCAUAUUUUUUAAACCGCUCUGUACAGCGCUUUAGUCAAAUGAUGGCUGGUAUGCAGCUCGUACAUUGUUUUUGUUUGGCAAGGAAACGUUUUUCCGAAUAUUACAUAUCAGCGUGAACAAAAAAAACUAGCAAGAAGGGGAAAAGAUAAAAAAAAAAGGAAAAAAAAGCAGAAGAAAAGAGAUAAGUUAAGUUUGUUGCUGCUGCUGAAAUUCUAUUUCUAUGGCGACAUCUAGAAUCAUAACUGUUGGAAAUUUGCUCUACUGAGAAUGUUAUCGGCUCAAACAGCUAGCGACGACGUCGUUACAACAUCUAAAUCUGAAUCGGUUGCAUAUGUUUUUAUUGUUGCCCUUCUCGGUCAAUACUCGGCUGUUUCUCGCCCGCAGAGAUCCAUACACUGCUCUAUCCGCGCUCGCUUUAUCUCAAUGCUGUUGCCCUUUCUAUGGAUUUUACUUAUGGACACUUUUCUCUAGCAGCUCUGUCGUUUGAGAGAUUAAUGUUUACAACAUCAAUCACUUAUCUAGCGUAUUUGGUCAUUCAUGAAAGCAGCCAGGGUCAAUCUCAACUAUUGGUUAUAGCAACAGGAAAUGGUACCAGUUUGCUGAUGAAAGUUUUCAAUGGCUCACCCAACACUAGUUUCACUCUGCACAGCAUCCUUGUUUCCUGACCAGAAGAAGCUAAGUUACCAUGGCAGAAUCCAUAGAGCGGCGUCCUCCAAAACCUUUACAAAAGCAGACAGAGUUCGAAGAGACCGAGGAUGACAAUAGCACCCAUAGCCCAAGCUCUGAUCAAUCUGACAACACCAUAACUGCUGGACCAGAUACCCCUGGAGUGCAGUCAUCAGGAGAGUCUCCGAAAUCAAUCUCUCCAGAUGACUACAAACCAACAUCUUACGCAGAUCAAGAUGUUCAGCACCAUCAGAAACUGCAACAUCCAGAACCAGUACAGAUUGUCAUUAAAAAUAUACGCUACCCACCACUUCAAACAAAAACUAAAUCUUUACGUCGCAGUGCUGCGCUAUGCUGUGAAACAGAUGAAGAUGGAUCUCCUCCCCCAGAAAACUACUCCACACACACUGGAGUUUCAAAUGAUUCGUUGCCACUACCUCAAACAACUGGUAGAAAUAGGCUUGAAGAAGAAGGUUCACAAAGCUCAGAGGCUGGUACCUCACUGAGUUCUUCAAGAGAUUCCAGUGUUGACAUACCAUACACUGAUUCAACUGGUAUAGACCUGGAAGAUUUCAUUAAGAAAACAUUAAAUAAAACACCAAAAGAUAGGAAAAUAUUACUUAAAUUAGAGACAGACCUCAUUAAAUUUGUAAAAGAACCUGAGCAUCUUUUUCUAAAGUUUCCUCCUAUGUCCUCAUAUGAUCGAAUGCUUGUCCAUCGGGUUGCAGCUUAUUUUGGUCUCGAGCACAAUAUUGAUCAAACAGGCAGAUGUGUCAUAGUGAACAAAACACCCAGUACAAGAUUACCUGAAUUCAGUUUUCAAGAACACAUACAUGACUCUGAUACCAAUGUAGGAAAAAAACAGAUACUAAAAAGAAAUGGAAGUUUGGAAGAGACCCACACCAUAGAGAAGCCCCACCUGUCCAGAUCAUCAAGAACCAAAUCUUUAGAAGAAAGGCUACAAGAAUAUAAUGAGACACGUGCACGGAUAUUUAAAUCUCCUCAAGCAUCAAUUGAAGAUCCACAGCUAAAUAUUAUGAGAAAGCUGUCUCGACCUGCUAGCUUAGGUGGCAGUAAGGAAGAUCUUGGUUCAAGACCUUGGAGCAGUACGGACUCCUCUAGUGGUUAUGGUACAGAUAGCUCAGUUAAAUCCAGAAUGCCAGUUACAAAAGCUGGUAGCUUUGGUGGCUUCUCUAGUUCUCAUAAUGUUAAGACUGGCAUCUACAGGGGUGCAAGUUUAUCAAAAACAGAUUCUAUUAGCAGCGGAACAUCCAGCUGUCUUGGAAGUCCAAUGCCAACUAUUCCUUGUACCCCUCCACGAAGUAGUGUCAGUCCACAUUUUAUAGGGAGCAGUACCGCAUCAGCUCCUAUUCAAUCCCCUCUGCAAACUAACUCUGCAGGUGUGUCAUCACCAGUGCAACAAAAUAAGCCCCAGUACUUUUUGGUGGUGUCUGGUUAUGAAUCCAUUCCAGCAGGAAGCAUGAUAAUAAAUCCUCGGACAGGUCAGGUUUAUCUGAAUGCAGACGGGACUAUCUACAGACACAAUCCCAAUCAAACUCUUCCUGCAUCUGUUUCUUUCAGUCCUGCUGGACCUCCUAUCUUUUCUCAACACCAAUUUGUCAUGGAUGCUCGCCAAUAUCCUGAUUCCAAUGGAAUGACUGAAUUAUCACAACAGUUAGGAUCAGUAAGUUUGAGUCAGCAACAACAACAACAGCAACAGCAACAGCAGCAACAACAGCAACAGCAACAACAGACUGAUAGUCUUAAUGAACUACCUGGUGCAUCGAGGCAAAUUUUAUAUGGUAAUUCCACAGCUACAAACCAAGUACAAACUAGUUGUACUCAACCUACUGCUGCAUAUCAACAGGGCUACCCAACUACUCAUGGUGUCAGCGGACAAGCUUUCCGCUACAUGCUUCCAGUUCCUCUUCUAUCAUCUGGCCAACAACAAGGUCAGAAUCCUACUGCUGUUGCUAUAGAUAGCCAAUCAGCAGCUGGUCAACCUGGCUCUACUAAUGUAGGGCAGUAUCAUCAACCCUUUAUUACAGGGGUGCCAAGCUACCCUUACCAGUCAGUCACAUCACCACCCAAUACUGAAGCUUAUCCAAACUCCAAUUAUGCCCCACAGCCAACUGUCGGCCAAGUUGAUUCUGCAAUACCAGGUUAUACCACUUGCCCAUCUAGUUAUCCAUCCUAUGGACAAAAUAACUACACCCCUCAAACUCCACAAUAUUAUACAAUGGCUGCAUCUAGCCCACAAAUAGGUUAUAACUUCAAUAGUACUGGAACAUAUCGACCUACCACACCUCCUAGUCAAGCUCCUGUAUCCACUUCAAAUGUACCUUUGAAUGUUGGACCACCAAUUAGUAUUGGACAACCGACUGGAAAUAGUCCUACAGCUAAUGCUACACAACUUCAAAGCCAAUAUGUUCCAUAUAAUUAUCCUCACUAUGCUCCAGCCCAACCACCUCGUGCACCUAAUACUCAAAUAAUGCAGUUUUCCACAACCCAAGUUCAUCCAUCAGCUCCUCAAUCAUACCCGGUGAUGCGGCCAAAUAUGCAAAUAAAUGUGCCAUUGCCACCUACAGCUGCAGCAGCACCUCCACCUCCCACUAAUCAGAGCUCUGCUACAGCCCUAGCAGCUCAACCAAUGCAUACUACUCCAAUCUGCAUCAAGAAUUUCACCGAUCUCAGCCGACUGCAGUCAAAGGUUGCCUCAGGUAGCACCAGUUGUGGAGGGGAAGCAAAUAGUAACAGUGGGCCACCCUGUGGAAAUAUGGACUCUGCACUGUCUGAGCAUACUCAUGUUUGUAAUAAGGAAUUUGUUAAUAAUACAGCUAAUGUUGCUGCACCUGGUACUGGAACCAUGCUAAGAUCAAAUACUGCGGAUUCUUUGCGGUUCAUUAGUCCAUCAGGAUUCCGCCCACAAGUUCAACCUUUACCAUUGAAUCAUCAACGAACUCGUCCUCCAAACUGCCAGUAUAACAGCAGCUUUGGAGUUGUUGGUAACACUAAUAACUCUAUUGGAAAUAAAGUUAAAAACAAAAAAUCACCACGUGGUAUUAGCAAAGACUGUUGCACGGGGAACCAAUCAUCUACUGGUAAUGACGCAGACUCAAGAGGGAAUGUUGCAGGAAGUAAUGUUUUGGAAGUAUAUGAUCUCUGUCCAAAGCUUCGUCAAGGAGAAGUUGAAAAACUAUUAAAAGAUUUGACCUGUCAGGGGGUCACCCUACAUUAUGUCCCACAUGAUAGCAGUCAGCUUUCUAACACCGACACAAGCAACCUGCAAGUUUCUGAUUGUAAAACUAUCCUGGCAAUAUUCCCUAGUGCACUGUGUGCAACUCAUGUACUUCAGAGCAUCCCAAGUGGAAGAUAUAAAUUAAGGUCAACAGUGUCCAGAGACUCUAUUGGUCAAAAAUCUGAACGAUAAGAAAGAAUACCACGUUUAUUUUUAUAGGAUAUCUUAAUAUUUUAUUUAAGGAGAGAGAAAAUUUUGAAUGUUUUUUUUUUUUUCCAUAGUUCAUGCACAGACUUACUGAAAUCAUUCACUCAAGACCAAAUCAAUUACACUCUGUCUAGAAAAUCAUUUCUACCCUUUAUCCCUCUACACUAUUUUAUUAAAAUCUUGUUUUCAACAUUUUAGUUUAUUUAAAAUGCAGACAGAAGAUAAGAGAGAGGAAAAAAAUGUAUUUUCACCAAUUCCAGUAAAUUGAUUGUUGACACCUUAUUUCUCAGUUGUGAUAUUGUCUGUGUACAUACUUUCUGUACAUAUCAAUUUCCUGAACCUCGUAGAAAGGAUACUGCUUCCAGUGUCAGUGUCAAUGGCUAAGAUAGCUGCACUCGGCACUGCCAGCUACUGUUGGAUACUGCUAAUUCUCUAUAACUUCUUACUAUAUUUCUCAUUCAGUUCUCUUCUCUGGUCUUAUUGUAAGUCUCUUUCUCUCUCUCUCUCUCUCCCAUUCUUUCUCUAUAUCUCUCUCUCUUUCCCACUACUAUUAUAAACUUUUCAUUGAUAAGAAAAUAUUGUUAGAAGCAUCUCUUUAAUCCAUCCAUUUAUUUGUUAUUGUUUUUGUUGUUGUUGUUGUUUUAUGUAUUUCAUUCUCCUUUAUUUUAGAUCGUCUUUUCUAAUGGCCUCCCAUCUACCUCCCCUAUUCCGACCCAAUCAUCUAUCAAUUCUUGAGUCAUUUUCUGCUGGCAGUACAAGGCAUAUAGAUUGUUAAAUUGGUUUCAGUGAUUUGAGAAGCAAAGAAACAUUGCAAGAUAUAGGGAUAUGGGGGAUGAAAUGAGAUAGAAAUAUACCUUUUGUUCCUAGUUGUUAAAAUUUAGAGUCUAAUAUGUUGAAACACUGAAAUUCACUCACCUGAUCUUUCUGUUUAUCUCUUUCCAAUAUGUGGUGUACUAUUUAUACAUUCAUAAGUAUGCCUAUGUACACACUCUAUCAACUGCACACAAUGAUACACACAUUGUUUAACCACCCACUACCCACCCACUAUUAAGUUUGAAUCUCAUUGAGUGUGUGUGUUUGUGUGUGAAUAUGUGUAUUGUAUGUGCAAAAAAAAAAAAAGAUGUACAACUAGUUGGUAAAACUCAAACUAACUGCUGGGAACUAACCAACAUAACCACUAGUAAUGCUCUGCUCUGCUGGUCAACAAACUAGUCAUAUAUAAAAUGACUACUCUAUCCCAUUCCCUAAUUUCAAAUCACAGUUGUUAAGAGAGAGACUUUUUACUGACUUUCUGCAGAUGUUGUUUUCCAAUCCCCAUCCUUAGCACUCACAAUCCUCCCUAAUUACCCAUGAGUCUCUCUAUUUAGGUUUAGAAGGCAGAAGAACCCUCCUCCCAAAAGCCUUACACACAUUCAUUGUGUUGAAAUGUUGUCAUUAAAAUCUGUAAAAUAAUCUCAAAA